This is a messenger RNA of Aphanomyces invadans, 1069 nucleotides long. RefSeq lists its product as hypothetical. Lineage: Eukaryota; Oomycota; Saprolegniomycetes; Saprolegniales; Verrucalvaceae. The record is from RefSeq and is a predicted model, not a curated record. The coding region runs from base 22 to 690 and encodes 222 amino acids. The transcript is spliced from 2 exons.
CUUCCAUAACCGGCGAUCGCGAUGCCGCCUCCACCGCCGGGUCCCGCGCCACCACGCAAGCACGUGUACCAGUUCGUCGCAGUCAACGUGGUGCUGCCCGUGGCGAUUUACUACGUCGCGCAGGUGUUUACGUCUGACGAUGCACUGGCGCUGGCGCUGUCGGCGAUCCCACCUGGACUCGAAGCGUUGGUUCAAAUGGUCGUGUACGAGACAGUGGACCCGCUGUCGGUGUUUCAAAUCGUGUCGAUCGUGGUGGCCAUCGUGUUCAUGUGCAUCACGAACGACGCGAAGGUGCUGUUCGUCAAGGAUUCGCUGACCACGGCGCUGUGUGGCGCCACGUUGAUCGCGUCCACUCGAUGGAAACACAACGUUGUCUUGCGCUACUACUACAUGGUGGGCGUUCAAGACGACGGCAGGGAUGUCCCCCCUGCAAUCACGCAAGUGAGUGCGCACAUCUGCCGCGUGUGGGGAGGGCUCUUCAUCUUUGAAGCCGUCGUGCGCGUCGGAUUCAUAUAUAGUUGCUCAACCAGCGUGAUGGUGAUCGUGUCGCCAUGCCUGGCUUUGAUAUGCUCGGCGGCGGGCAUCAUGUGGGCUCGCACGUCCUUUGCCAAGCUAUCGAGUCCAACCGAGGAAAGAGCUCCACAAGUACACUGCGAACCGUACAGCCCCCCGCCAGUCAAGCUAGCAUGAUGACGAGAUGGACCGCAAGGAGGCUUGCCAAAGGAAGGGGCCACGAGGCGUUGAAAGCCCCCCCCCUCCAACAAUCCCUCGGAUGUCCACGAGUUGUCCAUUCUGGAAGCGGCGACUCGACCCUGCACACCUUGGGAGCUCUCCGCUCUCUCAGCGGACGGCUCGAUUUAUUCCACCCGGGAGCGUGGUAUUCAGGCCAUGGCUGGUAGAAGACAUGUUCUUCUCGUUAAAAAGUUUGUCCGAACUAGAUGGUUUGGUACAACGUGUGGCUGGGAUUCGCCGGAGCGUCGUCAGCUUUUGUGACCAGAUGAAAGUCGUGGGCUUUAGCAAAACGUACGGUCCAUGUGCACACGAUGACUGUGAAGAGCAAGGCCAGGCA